AUGGAACAUCUCAAAAGUACAAUUAUUCACGAAAAAGUCCAUCAGACGAAAAAUUAUAGCUCUAAAACCAUUACAACACAUACUGCGGUGCAUUGGAGCGGAGUGAAGUGGAGGGGAGAGCGAAGUGGGAGGGGUGCUCAGACGGAGGGGAGUAAUCCCAUAAUUAUCGGCUUAACUCGAGACGACAUUCGCAGGAUCCUGGUACCGCCGUCGUUCUCAAUGACCGCAACUAAGUUCUUCAGUUACAAGUACGUCACUUUGCACUAUGGGCUUCGGAUUUUGAACUCAGCAGCGUCGACCUCUCUUGUAACUACGGACAUUCUUCUACGAUACACACAGCUACAGAAUGUAAUAUUAAAAUUAAUAUACAACACCUGUGGUGCAUACCCAUACGGGUAG
Molecule: messenger RNA, 399 nt
Organism: Leptosia nina
Lineage: Eukaryota; Metazoa; Arthropoda; Insecta; Lepidoptera; Pieridae
Source: the annotation of a GenBank genome assembly